UGUAAUGAUUGCCACUAUCAGUUGAGAUUAGGGAAUGCACCUGACCACCAUUCGAGUGGACAGCCAGUUUGAAAAGUUUCUAAGUGAAGGAUAUUCAUUCAGAGGGGCAGACGGAUGUUUUCUGUAGAAAACUUUUACAAAAUUUGAAGAUGUCUGAGAAUAAAAUCAGCCCUUUCAAGAGCUUUUUUGCUGGUGGUUUUGGAGGAGUAUGUGUUGUCUUUACUGGACACCCCCUGGACACUAUCAAGGUGCGCCUCCAGACUAUGCCCAAACCUGGUCCAGGAGGACAUCCUCUUUACACUGGAACUUUCGAUUGUGCAAAGAAAACUGUCGCUAAGGAGGGUUUCCGAGGUCUGUACAAGGGAAUGGGAGCUCCUAUGACCGGUAUUGCUCCAAUCUUUGCCAUCUGCUUCUUCGGUUUCAAUCUCGGCAAAAAGCUGCAGCAGAAAAAUGAAAAUGAUAAACUGAAUAUGAUCCAGCUGUUCCAAGCUGGUAUGCUUGCCGGUGUCUUCACGACAGCCAUCAUGGCCCCUGGAGAGAGAAUCAAGUGCCUUUUGCAGAUUCAGCAUGGCAGCCAGAAGCCUAAGUAUAGUGGACCAGUCGAUGUGGUGAAGCAGCUGCACAAGGAGGGUGGUGUCAGGAACAUCUUCAAGGGAACUGCUGCUACACUGUUGAGAGAUGUGCCUGCGUCUGGGGCUUAUUUUGCAUCAUAUGAAUGGCUUCAGAACAUCCUAACACCAGAGGGAAAAAGUCGAAGUGACCUUGGUCCCCUAAGAACGCUCCUGGCCGGUGGUUUAGCUGGCAUGGCUAACUGGGUCGUAGCUAUUGCUCCCGAUACUCUCAAAUCUAGAUUACAAACUGCUCCUGAGGGAACCUACCCCAAUGGAAUACGUGAUGUCUUUCGCCAUAUGAUGAAGACUGAGGGCCCAGCUGGCCUGUUCAAGGGUCUUUCUCCUGUUAUGCUAAGGGCAUUCCCUGCAAAUGCGGCCUGUUUCCUUGGUUACGAGUUGGCAAUGAAAUUCCUCAACUGGGCUGCGCCAACUUGGUGAUGAGUGGAGGCUUUAGGACAAUUGAAUUAUUCUGUCAAAUGGCUGAAGUGCAUUUUUCCUGGUUUAAUGGACUUUCGUUCAAAUUCAUCAUGAAUGGUGCACUGCUGCAUCUUUGUAAAAGGUUCUCGGAGCAUGCUGCACACCAUCUUGAGGAAAUCAGGGGCUAAUGUUCACUUCUCCGCCCUUGACCCGAAAAGCAAAGAUCAACCCCUGAUUUCCUCAGGAUGGCUCCACAUAAGCAACUGAAACAUCAGGGAAAUCUUGACAAUUUUCACUGUUAAAAUCUUAGGGUUGUUUUUUAAUGCACACAAAUUAGGAGUUACCGGUAGGCAUGACUGCAUCUUUGGUCUUGGACUUAGUAGAAGGUGGUAGAAAAAGCUAGUUCUUUUUUUGUAAUUUAUGGAAACUUAAGCACGUUCAUAGAAACUGGUUAUAACGGGUCACCGCUGAUGAAACCUGAGCUCCCUUCCAGGAGCACUGAGAGAUUGUGCACCCUUGCAGUUCCCAUUUUGAGGUCAGAUUAUGUUAUGUAGUGAUAUCCUUGAUUCAACUGACUAACUAGUUUUCAUACUUCAGUUGCACUAGUACAAUUUUGAAAUUCAAAAUUGGACCUGUCCAUAAAAAGGAUUUAACAAAGAAAACUUAUUCGUUAUUUCUUGCCUUUUGAGCAGGUCUUACCCAGAAUUUGAAAAAUGUUUGGGCCAGUGAAGAUACUUAGUCAAUAUGAAAAAGUUUAUCAGUUCAGUUGAAUCAACAACUAUUAAUCAUCAUUGAAGUCAGAGUGGGAGUCAUAAAUGAUGGGAAACCUCUGUAUCAGGUUUUAAAAGCUAACAGGAGACUUAUUUAGGUAAUUGAUAAGGUAAUUUAAACCAAUGUAUGCAACAUAUUGCUGCUAUUAUCCCGAGGGAAUAGAGACAUCCUGUUUAUACAAACUACGUAUUGAUAAUUUGAUAAUGGCAUCCUGAGGAAGUCAGGGUUUUGUGUGGCCUCUAAGGCCCCAGUGAUCACUAACCCCUGAUUUCCUCAGGAACUAAUACUGAAAGAUCUGUGAUCUCUAUCCCGUGUGUGGCUUAACAGGUUGAAUAAAAUUUGUAA
Messenger RNA from Lineus longissimus, 2144 nucleotides. RefSeq names its product mitochondrial carnitine/acylcarnitine carrier protein-like. Gene Ontology annotation, biological process: mitochondrial transport; carnitine transmembrane transport. Lineage: Eukaryota; Metazoa; Nemertea; Pilidiophora; Heteronemertea; Lineidae. The record is from RefSeq and is a predicted model, not a curated record. Gene Ontology annotation, cellular component: mitochondrial envelope. Gene Ontology annotation, molecular function: O-acyl-L-carnitine transmembrane transporter activity. The transcript has 9 exons. Bases 150 to 1049 code for a protein of 299 amino acids.